Messenger RNA from Punctularia strigosozonata HHB-11173 SS5, 680 nucleotides. RefSeq names its product synaptobrevin. The coding region runs from base 79 to 420 and encodes 113 amino acids. Gene Ontology annotation, cellular component: plasma membrane; SNARE complex. Gene Ontology annotation, molecular function: syntaxin binding; SNAP receptor activity. NCBI's taxonomy places the organism in Eukaryota, Fungi, Basidiomycota, Agaricomycetes, Corticiales, Punctulariaceae. Gene Ontology annotation, biological process: vesicle-mediated transport; vesicle fusion. The record is from RefSeq and is a predicted model, not a curated record. The transcript is spliced from 7 exons.
CUCGCUCCUCCUCCUCCCGCCCCUACUCCACCCAACCCCCAGCUCGUUUGAUACGCCCCCCCCCCCCUCUGAUUAACGAUGUCUGAACCUUACGACCCGUAUGUCCCCCGCGGCGGCGCAGCCCCCGCCGGCCCCAGCGCCGGUAACUCGAAGACGGCCGCGAUCCAGCAGCAGAUCGACGACACCGUCGGCAUCAUGCGCGAGAACAUCACCAAGGUGGCGGAGCGCGGAGAGCGGUUGGAUUCGCUUCAGGACAAGACCGAUAACCUCGCGGUGUCGGCGCAAGGGUUCCGUCGUGGGGCCAACCGUGUGCGAAAGAACAUGUGGUGGAAGGAUAUGAAGAUGCGACUCAUCAUCGGCGCCGUGAUCGCGAUCAUCAUCGUCAUCAUCGUCGUCUCCAUCGUGAAAGCGACGAAAUAGUCGACUCGUACAUGAAACGAGGACAACACCCCUAUGUCACCGUUAGUUACCCACUCCGUCCUCACAUGGUAUUUUUCUGCCCUUUGUUGUAUCUAUGCGCGCGCUACUUUCCAUAAUCUGACUUUCCGGACUCGCUCUGCCGCCGCCACAUGUCGCUCAUCCGUCGAGAAAAUGUAGAUAGGGUGUAGGGUCUAUCAUGGUAUUUGUGUGGAGUUCAUUCGGUGGACUUGUCUGUGGCAGGAAUUGCGAUGUUGUUUACG